Messenger RNA from Lichtheimia ornata, 1665 nucleotides. RefSeq lists its product as uncharacterized. Gene Ontology annotation, biological process: magnesium ion transmembrane transport; intracellular magnesium ion homeostasis. The coding region runs from base 1 to 1665 and encodes 554 amino acids. Gene Ontology annotation, molecular function: magnesium ion transmembrane transporter activity. The transcript has 8 exons. The record is from RefSeq and is a predicted model, not a curated record. Gene Ontology annotation, cellular component: plasma membrane. Lineage: Eukaryota; Fungi; Mucoromycota; Mucoromycetes; Mucorales; Lichtheimiaceae.
AUGGGCAAGUCAAAACGACGUACUCAACACGCAUCUCGAGGCCAUCGCCUCAUGUCAACUCCAAUCGAAGAAGAGAGCGAGCCUCUUUUGAAUCAUACUACAGCUAAUCCACCAUCCAACGAUCAUCGGCAUGUCUUUUUUGGCCAGCCCCACCAUUAUGAAGACGUCAUGGAGUAUGAUCCUGCAACACAACGUCGAUUCACGUUAUCUCCUACUGCUAUGGAUGAUGAAGAUCGAGUAGCCAUUGAUAUGAGGCGCCGAGCAAGUGAUAUUUACGGCAUGCAACCCAACAUGAUGUACAAUUCCUCCGACUCUGCAGAUAACGCAUCAUCUCGACGCCCAUCCAUUGAAGAAGAUGUGUGCUUCAGACCCAAUAGCGAGAGCAAAUCAGAGGAAGGAAUCGAUUACGAUGGAUUGAAUGAAUAUGUCGAAAGUGAACAGAAAAAGGAGUCGAAUGGCUUUGAGAGCCAUCCAAUGCAGCCAUUGCAACAACAGCAACAACAGCAACCACAACAACAGCGACCAGCACGUGCAAGAAGACGAACAUCCUCAGCAGCAAGAAGAUAUAGUCUUUAUGGUGAUAGAAUGAAGCAUGAUUCCUUCACUGAAGACUCUGAUACAUGUCGGAUCACUUUGUUCUCGGUUGCCAAUCCUGCUUCCAUCCACGUACGCACAAUCCCAGAGAUACCCACAAAUGGCGAGCGACUUGGUGACCUUUUACAAAAAGGCUGCUUUUGGCUGGAUAUUGAAUCACCCACAGAUGCAGAAAUGAAGACAUUGAGCAAAACGUUUCAUAUCCAUCCAUUGACAGUUGAGGAUAUCAGCAUGGAAGAGCAACGAGAAAAGUGUGAAGUGUUCAAGAAUUACUACUUUAUCUGCUUUCGAAGCUUUGAGCAUGACCAAAGCUCUCCCAACUACUUGCAACCAUUGGCCUUGUAUAUCAUUGUUAUGAAAGAAGGCGUUCUCACGUUCCACUUCCGACCAAUGCCCCAUCCACACAAUGUUCGAAAGCGUAUACGCAUGCUUAAGGAUUAUAUCGAUGUAUCACCUGAUUGGAUUUGUUAUGGAUUGCUGGAUGAUAUCACCGACUCGUUUGCCCCUUUGAUUCGAGCCAUUGAAUUUGAAGUUGAUUCUAUUGACGAGCUGGUGCUUAUUCUCAAAGAAUCGGAGCAAUCGGAUAUGUUGCGAAGGAUAGGCUAUUGUCGAAAACGAAUGAUGGGAUUGCUACGGCUAUUGACAGGCAAGGUGGAUGUUGUGAAAACCUUGGCGAAAAGAGGGGAAAUCAAGCAAACGGAUGGCAAUCGACCAGCAUUGAGUAAUGAAGUUGCACUUUAUCUUGGGGAUGUGCAAGAUCAUAUCAUUACCAUGGUGCAAGCAUUGAAUCACUAUGAAAAGAUCUCAUCUCGAUCGCAUUCCAAUUACCUGGCACAGAUUUCCAUUGAGAUGACACAGACCAACAACGAGAUGAAUGAUGUCUUAUCCAAGCUUACUGCAUUGGGAAGUAUACUUGUGCCGAUGAAUCUGGUGACAGGUUUGUGGGGUAUGAAUGUGUUGGUACCAGGACAAUAUCAGGAGGAUCUUACUUGGUUUAUGUCGAUCAUGCUUUCAAUACUCGUGUUUUGCAUUGCAUCAACCAUUGUCAUGCGAUAUUAUCGGAUAGUCUAG